UGUGAGAAGUUUGAAGCACUUUGUAGCAACAUUAACGGAACAGGUGUAAAUGGUAACCGAGCUACUCUUAAGAGAAGGCAAGAACCUCAAACUUCGAGUGUUAAGCCUGCCAUUAAACCUUACGGACAAUAUACAUCAACACACCAUCCCUACCUGUUGAGAAGUUUGACGAUAUCAAAGAUCCAAGAAACUGAUGCUGGACUUUAUCAGUGCCAGGUGAUCAUUGGAGCAAUUGGCAAGAUUACUGCUGACGUUCACGUACUUGUGAGAAUUCCUCCAGUAAUAUCUGACAACAGUACACGUUCGAUAAUGACGAGCAGUGGAAGCACGGUGUCGUUGUACUGUUACGCCAUGGGUUACCCUAAACCUCGUAUUUCUUGGAGGAGAGAGAAAAACGUGUUGCUUCCAACGGGUCUUGCUGUAUUUGACGGCAACGUUCUGACGAUUCGUAAUGUCACCAAAUAUCACAGAGGCACCUACUUUUGUGUUGCUGAUAAUGGAGUCGGAAAGGGUGCUAGAAGAAACGUGGGUGUUGAGGUGGAGUUCGCUCCCGUAGUGACGACGGAUAGAAGACGUUACGGACAGGCCUUACAAUACGACAUGGAUCUGCAGUGCCACGUUGAAUCCUUUCCUUCGUCUUCGGUGAUUUGGUUAAAAGACGGAGUUGAGAUAAACAACAACCAGCACUACCAUAUUUCCAUGUUUUCAACAGCAGAUGAAUUUACAGAUUCGACACUGAGGGUGAUCAGCAUCGAGAAGAAACAGUACGGAAACUACAGUUGUAAGGCAAUGAAUAAGUUGGGGUCUGACGAGAGAGAUAUUGAAUUAAUAGAAACUGUAAAUGUUAUUUGCCCUCCAGCUUGUGGAUUAGGCUUAAUUUCAUGUGGUGUAUAUUGGCAAGCUGACAUUUAUGCUAUUGUAUGGAGCUGUUCUACAUUGCUUAUUUUUAAAUAUGAAAAGUUUUUGUAAAUUGAUGUUAUAAUUAUUAGUGUCUGAAUAAAGAAUGUGUAAUUUG
This is a messenger RNA of Limulus polyphemus (Atlantic horseshoe crab), 1015 nucleotides long. RefSeq names its product lachesin-like. NCBI's taxonomy places the organism in Eukaryota, Metazoa, Arthropoda, Merostomata, Xiphosura, Limulidae. The transcript is spliced from 5 exons. Gene Ontology annotation, cellular component: neuron projection. The annotation marks the transcript as partial. The record is from RefSeq and is a predicted model, not a curated record.